UUGACUUCCGUCUGGCCUAGCUACAGCUUCCCCUUGGCUGUUUCAGGAAGUCACCUCCCUUCCCCUCUGAUGCAUCCCCCCCCUUUCCUCAGCCUGGCUGUACCGCCAUACUCUCUGAGCUGCCAUUUCCCCCAGGGCUCCCCAGGAUCCCCUACCCCCUGCCAGGAACUCCCUCUCCCCUGGUGCUGGGCUAUGGAAGAAGAUGCAGUAAGUGAAGGGGGGGCCAUGGCAGAGGAGCGGCCCCCCCGGCUGGUGGAUUACUUUGUGGUGGCUGGGCUGGCAGGGAGUGGAGGAGCAGUCUCUGAGGAAACUGGGGGCCCUGAACCAGGGGGCCCUGUGCGCCCACCCCGUCCAGCAGAACCCAUCACAGAUGUGGCCAUCAUUGCCCGGGCUCUGGGAGAAGAGGUGCCCCAAGGCUACACUUGUAUUCAAGCCUCGGCUAGUGGCCACCCCCUGGAGCUCAGUGCUGGGCUUCUGGGAGGCUCCCAGCCCACCAUCUGCUAUCGCAGAGGACGAGACAAGCCUCCCCUUGUUGAGUUAGGGGUAUUAUAUGAAGGGAAGGAACAUCCUAAACCAGGUUUCCAGGUGCUGGAGACAACGCCCUACAGCCACUCUGCCAACCUGGCUCCUCCAGGCCCUGGGCAUCCCCGCACCUACCUCACUUAUCGACGGGCAGCUGAAGGGGCAGGGCUGCAUGCCCUGGGUAUCACUGAUCUCUGUCUGAUCUUGCCCAGCAAAGGAGAGGGAACCCCCCACACAUACUGCCGCUUGCCUCGAAAUCUUAAUCCUGGCAUGUGGGGCCCAGCUGUCUACCUGUGCUACAAGGUGGGCCUGGCAAAGGCUAAUACACUGGUCUAUGAGGCAGAAUUGCUAGGCCGGUACCCAGAGCAGGACAAUGAGGCAUUCCCGCUGCCUGAGUCUGUGCCUGUCUUCUGCCUGCCUAUGGGAGCCACUAUUGAGUGUUGGCCUGCCCAAACCAAAUACCCAGUGCCCGUCUUCUCCACUUUUGUGCUCACAGGUGCUGCUGGUGACAAGGUGUAUGGGGCAGCUCUGCAGUUCUAUGAGGCAUUCCCACAGGCUCGGCUGUCAGAGCGGCAGGCGAGGGCACUGGGGCUGUUGAGUGCAGUGGAACGGGGCCGGGCACUGGGUGGCCGGGCUGUGCGCAGCCGCCGGGCUGUGGCAGUGCUAUCCCGAUGGCCUGCCUUCUCUGCUUUCCAUGCCUUCCUCACCUUCCUUUAUCGAUACUCUGUCUCUGGCCCCCACCGAUUGCCCUUGGAAGCGCACAUCUCCCACUUCAUGCACAAUGUUCCCUUCCCCUCCCCUCAGAGACCCCGUAUCCUGGUACAGAUGUCUCCCUAUGACAACCUGCUUCUCUGUCAACCUGUUUCAUCUCCCCUGCCUCUGAGUGGUGCCAGCUUCCUGCAGCUGCUACAGAGCCUGGGACCUGAGCUGGCAGUAACUCUGCUGAUUGCCGUCCUUACUGAGCAUAAACUUCUGGUUCACUCUCUUCGGCCUGACCUGCUCACCAGUGUCUGUGAGGCCCUGGUCUCUAUGAUCUUCCCACUGCACUGGCAGUGCCCCUACAUCCCUCUCUGCCCACUGGUGCUGGCAGAUGUGCUGAGUGCCCCUGUACCCUUCAUCGUGGGCAUCCACUCCAGCUACUUCGACCUGCAUGACCCACCUGCUGAUGUCAUCUGCGUUGACCUUGACACCAACACACUCUUCCAAACAGAAGAGAAGAAGCUGCUCUCGCCCAGGGCCCUUCCCCGCCGGCCAUACAAAGUGCUGCUGAACACCCUGACCACCCUCCACCAGCAGCUGGACCAGACAUACACGAGGCCUGAGGAGGAGGCAUCUUUGGAGUUUCUGCUGACUGACUACGAGGCAGUAUGUGGGAGACGGGCACGGCUGGAGCGGGAAGUCCAGGGUGCCUUCCUUCGCUUUACGGCCUGCCUGCUUAAGGGCUAUCGGGCCUUCCUCCGACCGCUCACCCAGGCACCCUCGGAAAGUGCUCGUGAUGUGGACAACCUCUUCUUCCUUCAGGGUUUCCUAAAGUCCCGAGAACGCUCCAGCCACAAAUUCUAUGCCCAGCUGCUACACACGCAGAUGUUCUCACAGUUCAUUGAGGAAUGCUCCUUUGGCUCUUCCCGCCAUGCUGCCCUGGAGUUCUUUGACUCGUGUGUUGACAAGGUUCACCCAGAGCAAGAGAAGCCGGAGCCUGUGCCCUUGGUGGAGCUAGAAGAGCCAUCAGGGAGUGAACUCACAGUCUUUAUCACCCCUCCUGAGGAGCCCAUAGUGGCUGAGGGCAGUGAGUCUACUCCUCUGUACUGUUAUGAUGGGUUCCCUGAGCUUCGGCCCGAACUGUUUGAGUCCCCCCGGGAACAGCCUAGACUCUCUCCUGCACCAGGCCCUUCUCGAAGUGCACCCAGUAGCCCUGCUCCACGACGUACCAAACAGGAGAUGAAAGUCGCACAGCGAAUGGCCCAGAAGUCAGCAGCAGUGCCUGAGCUAUGGGCACGGUGCCUGCUGGGGCACUGUUAUGGGCUAUGGUUCCUGUGUUUACCUGCCUAUGUUCGGUCUGCCUCUUCUCGAGUCCGGGCUCUACAUACCGCCUACCAGGUGCUUCGACAAAUGGAAAGCCGAAAGGUCGUGCUGCCUGAUGAGGUGUGUUACCGUGUGCUAAUGCAGCUUUGUUCACACUACGGAGAGCCUGUGCUGUCUGUACGGGUCAUGCUGGACAUGAGGAGGGCAGGCAUUGUGCCCAACACUAUCACCUAUGGUUACUACAACAAGGCUGUACUAGAAAGCAAGUGGCCGUCUGGCACCGCAGGUGGCCGCCUACGUUGGGCCAAGCUCCGGAAUGUGGUCCUGGGAACUGCUCAGUUCCGUCAGCCCCUUCGGGAGCGAAAGCAGCAGGAACAGGCAUUGAGGGAGGGAAAAAGUUCCCAGCCAGAGCCCCGCCUGGAGCGGCCUUCCCCGACCCGUCCCCUUCAUCGCCAGACCACCUGGGCAGGGCGAAGCCUUCGGGACCCAGCCUCUCCCACUGGGCGGCUGGUGAAGAGUGGUAGUCUGGGUAGUGCCCGAGGGGCACAGCCCACUGUGGAGGCUGGUGUGGCACACAUGAUAGAGGCCCUGGGUGUCCUAGAGCCUCAGGGGUCCCCUUUGUCCUGGCAUGAUGGCAGCCUCUCUGACGUAAGCCUUGCAAGUGAAGAUCCAGCGCCUGGAGGCAGCCCUGGGGGAACAGGCAUGGCUCUGAGUGCCCAUUCAGCUGAGGCCCUAGAUGGGCUGGGUGGGCAGGCACCCAAGUCUGGCAAGCGGCAGGAUGCAGUGGGUACUCCCCGGCGGGGAAUAGGUGCCCGUCUACAGCAGCUGCUCACCCCCUCCCGCCGCAGCCCUGCCUCUCGUGCCCCUCCACCUGAGCUGCCCUCAGACUUGCCCCUCCCAGCCCGACGAAGUCCUAUGGACAGCCUCCUGCGACCCCGGGAACGGCCAGGAUCCACUGCCUCUGAGAGCUCCACGUCUCUGGGCAGUGAGUGGGAUCUCUCCGAAAACUCCCUCAGCAGCCUCAGCAUUCAGCGUUCCUCGGAGCGCCUCAGUGACACCCCUGCUUUCUCCCAGCCUUCCCCCAUUGAGAUUCUUCUGUCCAGCUGUUCUCUGUGUAGAGCCUGUGACUCCCUAGUGUAUGAUGAGGAGAUCAUGGCAGGCUGGGCACCGGAUGACUCCAACCUCAAUACCACGUGCCCCUUCUGCUCUCGUCCUUUUGUGCCUCUGCUUAGUGUCCAGACCCUUGACUCCAGGCCCCGUGACCUUCAUAGUACACCCACCUCUACAGGUGCCAGUAAUAGAGAUGCUCCCAUCCCUGGGGGCCCUGGCCCUGUCCUCAGUGACCGACGGCUCUGCCUCGCCCUCGAUGAUUCCUCUGUUUGUAAUGGAGACACUGAGAGUGUUCCAAGGAGAGUAGAAGGUGGGGCGUGGGCGUACCUGAGUCCUCUGGUGCUACGUAAGGAGCUGGAGUCUCUGGUGGAAAAUGAGGGCAGUGAGGUACUUGCAUUACCUGAGCUUCCUGCUGCCCAUCCCAUCCUCUUCUGGAAUCUGCUUUGGUACUUCCAGCGGCUUCGGCUGCCCAGCACCUUGCCUGGCCUCAUCCUGGCUGCCAGUGAUGGGCCUCCCCCAGCCCAGGCCCCAUCCUCUUGGCUGCCUUCAGAACCGGCUAUGGUGCAGAUACGACUGCUAUGGGAUGUGCUGACCCCUGACCCUGACAGUUGUCCUCCCCUCUACGUCCUUUGGAGGGCUCACAGCCAGGUCCCUCAUCGGGUGACAUGGCCAGGCACAGCACCUGCACCUCUGAAUCUUGCUCUGCUGGAGACUGUGCUUCUCCACGUAGGGUUAAAUGAAGUACAUAAAGCUGUGGCACUUCUCCUGGACACACUAGGCUCCCCACCUGGGGGCCUGCACCUCCAGCGAAGCAUCUACCGAGAGAUUCUCUUCUUGACAAUGGCUGCACUGGGCAAGGACCAUAUGGAUAUAGCGGCCUUUGACAAGAAGUACAAGGCAGCCUUCAAUAAGCUGGCGAGCAGCUUGGGCAAGGAGGAGUUGCGUCGGCGGCGGGCACAGAUGCCCACCCUGAAGGCCAUCGACUGUCGCAAGUGUUUUGGGGCACCUUUGGAAUGCUAGGACCUCUGGGCCUCUUAUCCCAGCCUAGGGGACAGAGGAAUCUCUGAGUAAUGUCUUUCCUCUGAUCCCUAAGGUUAGGGAGAAUGCCAGGCUGAUUGCCCAGUCUGUGGGCAUUGAUUGAGGCAGGAGAGGUCACUGAUACCAAAAGUCACAACUCCUCUUGUUUCUGACCCGCUUUUCUUGUGCUGAUGUGGGAGGAGAGUUAGCACAGCUCUGCUUCUCCUGCCCUCCACAAAUCCAGGUGCGUCCCUCCAAGGCACCCCUAGAUCCAUGCCCACCUGUCAUUUUAGAAGUUUUUGUUUUAAAAAACAACUGGAAAGAUACAGAACUGCUGAGCCUCUGCCUUGGUCCUGGGGAGGGGGGCUGUUGUCACCUUCCCUUCCAGGUCAGAAAUGCUCCCCUUCCCACUUGGGCCCAUCCCCACCCCUGCCUUCUGCCUCAGUAUUGAUAUUUUAUUUUAUAUUAUUUAUUCUGGAGCCACAACAGCUGCCUCGAUUUUGGGGUCCCUGUUAAGAUUGGAAAGGUGGGGAGCUGAAACUCCUGGACCCUGUAGUUGUAUCCCUCCCCCCCUUUCCCUAAGAGAAUGAGAACUCAGGGAGGCAGAAGCUUGGUUUCCCCACAAACAUUUUACAUCCCCACUUUCAGCCCCAGGACUUGGGGUAUUCUUCCCUGCUUUCCCUUACCCCCUUCCCUUCUUCCCGGGGCUGCUUCUCCCAGCCAGGGCCCUGAUCUGUGCAAUAACGAUUGUCUUUGAGGUUUUGUUGGAUGUAAAUACAGUAAAAGCUGCUUCUCUCUUUUC
This is a messenger RNA of Vombatus ursinus (common wombat), 5473 nucleotides long. RefSeq names its product DENN domain-containing protein 4B. Gene Ontology annotation, biological process: regulation of Rab protein signal transduction. Gene Ontology annotation, cellular component: cytoplasmic vesicle. The record is from RefSeq and is a predicted model, not a curated record. The transcript is spliced from 29 exons. Bases 70 to 4674 code for a protein of 1534 amino acids. Gene Ontology annotation, molecular function: protein binding. NCBI's taxonomy places the organism in Eukaryota, Metazoa, Chordata, Mammalia, Diprotodontia, Vombatidae.